AUGGGUGUAUUGUCUUAUAUUGACGGCUCAUUACUUUCACGUGUUAAGAACCCUGUGGAACAUGUGUCUGGCACCACUUUAUCGUACAUUCUGCCAAAGAACGUAUACAGAUACGAGCCUUACAGAGGGCACAGAACGUUAUGGAAACCUACCAGCACGACGAAACCAGAACCAGAAAGUGCAUUGCCUUCCCAAACGAAACCUUCAACGAAAAAAAGACAACAACAUGAAGAGCAUUCAUCACGCCAUCCCAUAUAUGUUCCUACAAAAAAGUCUUAUUGGCACAAUUUUUAUGAUCACGAGGAGGCUUGGCCAAAAGUAGUACUAGCUUUAUCUAGUACCAAAACAACGACAACCCAGAAAAAAAUAAAAAGAACUUUUGCAAGUCUAUUUCCCCCGCUUAACAUAACCAUACAAAAAAAAACUGUUGAUCUGAAUGAUAGCGAUGAGGACGAAGAUGAUGAACAGAUAUUGAAUAAUAAUGAUGUAGGCAUGAACUGGAUUCCUCUUAAUUUUGAGACUACCGGUGAUAGCGCUCACUUGGAACAAGAAGACAAUAUAGAAACAGAAGAGUUUGAAGAUAAUCCACAAUCAACUUUAAGGACAUACACUGUGUUAAUGAUACUACCACUGCUACUACAAAACGAACGACUACUCAACCACCAUCUGUCCAUUGCUAUCAAUGCGGAUUGA
Helicoverpa zea (corn earworm) is the source of this 693-nucleotide messenger RNA. RefSeq lists its product as uncharacterized. Lineage: Eukaryota; Metazoa; Arthropoda; Insecta; Lepidoptera; Noctuidae. The transcript has 4 exons. Bases 1 to 693 code for a protein of 230 amino acids. The record is from RefSeq and is a predicted model, not a curated record.